Molecule: messenger RNA, 534 nt
Organism: Ipomoea triloba (trilobed morning glory)
Lineage: Eukaryota; Viridiplantae; Streptophyta; Magnoliopsida; Solanales; Convolvulaceae
Exons: 1
Coding region: 1-534 (177 amino acids)
Source: RefSeq, a predicted model, not a curated record
AUGGAACAUAAUAGGCAUUUUCUCAUGUUUAACUUAGACAAAUUUGACGACUGGAAGGUUCGCAUGCAGGCUCAUCUGUCAGGUAUCCAUGACGAGAUGUGGGACGUGAUUAUUGAUGGACCUAUCAAGAUCCUUCAAGUAAACCCCAACCGAAUACCUACUGAUCCAACUUCACCAGAGAUGAUACCGAAGGAUAAAUCCUUGCUGACCACCGAAGAAAGAACUCGUGUAAAUCUUGACAACAUCGCUAUGGAUAUACUUUACAAAUCUCUGGAUGAAUCGCUAUUUCCAAGAGUGAGAAAAUGCAAGUCAGCUAAGGAAAUCUGGGAUGUACUUAUGCAAAUAGGUGAUGGAGACGAGCAAGAGAAGGAUAACAAGUUAACGAUCGCCAUGAAGAAGUUUGAAGAUUUCAAACUUGGUCCAGAAGAAUCUAUAAUCGACAUGAAAGCUCGUUUUAUGAAAUUGCUAAUGGAUAUCAAUGACCUUGAUGAGAAAAAGCUCUCACAAAAGGAGAUAAACUUGAAAAUUCUCUGA